GUGCGGUACGUACGGGGUGGUUAGCAUCGAACGCACGUUCUCGUGCGUUACUCGUGCGUGUACUCGUACCCUCCCCUCUCCUCCAACCAUGGCCAAAUCACCCAGAGGCUUUGAAAUUGAUCAAUCGAUUUUCAAAGCAUAGAGAAAGAUAAGCACGGUCCAGUAGUUCACAAAAAACAAAAACAACGACCAACCCUGUUGCAGUGCUGCCGAUUGCCUUCACAACAAUGACGAGAUCCAACUUCGCUAUUUGCUUCUACUGCAUUAUUUUAGCUUCGGUCUCUGCUCUGGCCCUCACCAAUGGAUACAAAAAACGAAUUUCGAUCGUUACGGGUGCAAACGGAUACGUCGGCAAAGAGGUUGUCAGCGUGCUCCUGAGCGACGCUGCCGAAGACGAUUGCGACAACGAGAUACUGUGCUUGGUGCGGCCCAAUCGGAUCGAGACCGAAACCGAUUACUGGAAGCGAGUGCAGGGAUCGUCCACGAGAGCGACCGUCAAGGUCCUUCCGUACGACAUGCUCGACGGUGGCAAAACCAUCACGGAGGCCCUCAACACCGCAAUCCAGGGCAACGGAAGCGAUACAAAUAUUUGUGUGUACCAUAUUGCUUCUGUGUUCGGUCCGAGUGAAGACCACAUUGAUACAGCCAAAGACAACGUGAAAGGGACCAAAGAUUUGGUGGAAGCCCUGGCAAACUUUUCGAGGUUGGAUUGCUGUCGUCUGGUGUUUACGUCUUCUAUGGCCGCGGUCCGAGGAAGCGGCCAAACACCAAAGAACGGMGAGUAUUACACCUACCAUGACUGGAACACGCAAUCCAAGCUAGAAGACGGCAACUGGGGUUCGAGCUAUCAAUGGUCAAAGGCGGAGUCCGAGCGCAUAGCCUGGGAAUUGGCCGAAGAAAGCAACAUCCCCAUGGUGACAAUUUGCCCUUCGUUUGUCUUUGGGCCUCCAACAAGCGGUGCGGACGGAGAAGGUGAUGUGAAUCUAUCUAGCUCGUUCUCCAUCACACUCUUUGGGCAGUGGGUUCGUGGAGAAUCACCCGUGCAAAGCCGACUCUUUGUCGACGUACGUGACGUGGCUAAGGCUCACGUUUUGGCAGGAAACCGACCCGAGGCCAUCGGCCAGCGAAUCAUCGUUUCCACGGAAGCAAGGGUGCCGUCCCAAGAGAUGGCCGAGAUACUGGGAGAAGUGUGCAAAGAAACCGGACUGAGUGAUCCGGAGAAAGUUUCUUUCGAUGGCGACUUCAAGGGCGGAGCGAUUCCGAUAGGAACCCGCGAAGUCGAAGCCGCGAGUCGACUGAAGAAUAUUUUGGGACUGACCUUAGUUCCCGUGCAGGAAACGAUUCGAGACAUGGGUCGAUCGCUGUUGCUUGCAGAGGAAAGUAAAUAGAAAGACUCCAUAGGCCGUGAUUAAUCGAGGAAAAAGCCAGUACGAACUGAUUUUUAUUACUAAAGCAGUGAUUUGAUC
Molecule: messenger RNA, 1466 nt
Organism: Pseudo-nitzschia multistriata
Lineage: Eukaryota; Bacillariophyta; Bacillariophyceae; Bacillariales; Bacillariaceae
Source: the annotation of a GenBank genome assembly